UGGCAGUAAACAUCUUUGACAAUUUCCAUUCUUUGCCUAAACAAUUAAUUAUUUUAUUAACAUGAAAUAGCGGUUCGUAAAGAUUUCAAUUUUAGAGCGCGCUGUCAGCGUGCUCUCAGCCAAGGCCGUAUAGAGAUAGAGCCGCUCUCAGCUAAAAAGUUUGCAAUUAGUUUGCAGCUAAAAUAGAAUAAACACUUCGGACUUCUUUUCCUUGACAGAGGAGACCAACCAGGAUGGCACAACCGGCUAAGCCUCGUUUCUGGAAACCAGGUACAGAGGCGCCCGGCUCAUCCGAGGACAGAUCCGACGCCGACCCACUACAGAGCACCACCUUCAUAUACAACCCACACGUAUCGCUCGGCCUGCAGCAGCAGCGUCAGCGACUGCCCGUAUUUGGUCUGAGAAACCACCUGCUGCACGCCCUGGAGGAACACCAGACCCUGGUGCUCGUGGGGGAGACGGGCUCGGGGAAGAGCACCCAGGUGCCGCAGUACCUGCACGAGGCCGGCUGGACGGACGGCGGCCGGCUGGUGGGUGUCACCGAGCCCCGUCGGGUGGCCGCCACCACACUGGCUCAGCGCGUGGCAGACGAGGUGGGCUGCCUGCUGGGCCAUACGGUCGGAUACUCCAUACGGUUCGACGAGAGAUUCGACCCUACCGCCACUCGUAUCAAGUACAUGACGGAGGGUAUCCUGAUCCGUGAGAUGAUGGCCGACCCGCUGCUGACCAACUACUCCGUCAUCAUGCUGGACGAGGUCCACGAGCGAACCAUCAACACAGACAUCGUCAUGGGACUCAUGAAGAAAAUACUCAAGAAGCGGCGCGACCUGCGUCUGAUCGUAUCAUCGGCCACAGUUGACGCCGAGGAACUGCGGCGGUUCUUCAGUCUGGACGGCGACCGACCGUCGGCCACCAUACUGUCGGUGGAUGGGCGGCAGCACCCGGUCGAGGUGUACUACAGUCUGGAGCCAGUGCCAAACUACAUCCAGGCGUGCGUGGACACCGUGUGUCGUCUGCACACUACUGAGCCGCCCGGAGACGUCCUGGUCUUCCUCACGGGCCAGGAUGAGGUGGAUGAGGUGGUUAGGAAGCUGAGAGAGGCGCCCGACACGCCCAGGAAAGACAAGCUGCUACCGCUGCCAAUGUACGGCGCGCUGCCGAACGCCGACCAGCUGAGGGCGUUCCAGAGGGCGCCGCAGGGCCAUAGGAAGGUCGUGGUGGCCACCAACCUGGCAGAGGCCUCCGUCACCAUCCCGGGCAUCGUUUACGUGGUGGACAGCGGUUUCGUCAAGCUGCGCUGGUACAACUCGGACACCCACACUGACUCACUAGUGGUGUGUCCCACCUCGCGGGCCUCGGCCGAACAGCGGGCGGGACGCGCCGGCCGCGUCAGGUCCGGUAAGGUCUACAGACUGUACCCAGAGUCUGAGUUCACCUCCCUGCCGGAGCACACGGUCCCAGAGGUGCGCCGUUCGGACCUGGCCGCCUGUCUGCUGCAGCUGCGCGCCCUGGGCGUCUCCAACCCGGCGCGGUUCGCGCUGCCCUCCCCGCCGCCGGCCCGUGCCGUGCUGGCCGCCUGUGAGCUGCUUCACGCGCUCGGAGCGCUGGAUAUGAGCGGGGCGCUGACGGAGACAGGCGCCGCCAUGGCCGAGCUGCCGCUGCCGCCCACACACGCACGCAUGGUGCUGGCAGCAGACGAGUUUGGCUGCGGAGAGGAGAUUGCCACCCUGGUAGCCAUGCUGCAGGUGGACCAAGUGCUGCAGAGGCCACGAGCCGGUCAGGCCCUGCUCAAGGCCAGGAUGGCUCAUCGCACCUUUGAGGUGGAGGAGGGUGACACCAUCACCUACCUCAACAUCUACCGGUCGUUCGUCAAGCGGAAACGCUCCAAACAGUGGUGUGACGAGCUGUUUGUCCGCUACAAGGCUAUGCAGCGAGUGGAGGAGAUCCGCUCACAGGUUCUGAAGAUGAUGAAGCACGCCGGCUUUGAGCCCAAAUCAUGCGACGGCGACGUGGACGCGGUGAGCCGGUGUAUCACCGCCGGGUUCUUCCCCAACUGUGCCUACCUCCACCACAGCGGGACUUACCGCACCGUGAGGGGGGACCAGCCGCUGGCGGUACACCCAUCGUCGGUGUUAUACACCGUCAAACAGCCCCAGUGGGUGCUAUUCUCUGAGGUGGUCCACACCAGUCAGCCGUUCAUGAAGGACCUGACCGUCAUCGACCCUGCCUGGCUGACGGAGCUGGCGCCGCACUUCUAUCAAGUCGGCACCGUGGGCGAUUCGUGAUGGGAUGGGACGGCUUAGGACGUCAUAGGAUAGGGUGGGACUAAACCAGACGGGACGCAACCUAGCGAGACCGAGUGUUGAUGGGACAAGGCGGGACUGAGGAGGUGGCAUACUGGCUGGCGGCACAUAAAUGUGAUAGCUCGAGGUAGCAUCGCAGCUUCUCUGAAAGGUGUAAUGUGAAGAGUACUUGUUUUUUUUUUCCUUGUGCCUGAUGCCAGGGGCGACAAAUGGAAUUGCCCAAACUGCAAAGAAUACUGUGUUUCGUGGAUUCAUGGGAAGUCGAGUAUAUGCCAGUUGAACUGUAAGUGUUGACAGUGUCCGUAUUUAUGCAUUGUAAUGCAUACGUGUCUCAUCGCUGAUUUUUACCUCCUCUCAUCGAAUAUGGGUCGUGCCUGCCAUCAUUGUCACAUGUGAUAUGUUUGUUGUCUCUCAUCAGCUCACAAAAAGGCAUAUACAUUUUUGCUAUUCAA
Molecule: messenger RNA, 2755 nt
Organism: Amphibalanus amphitrite
Lineage: Eukaryota; Metazoa; Arthropoda; Thecostraca; Balanomorpha; Balanidae
Product: probable ATP-dependent RNA helicase DHX35
Exons: 15
Coding region: 234-2285 (683 amino acids)
Cellular component (GO): catalytic step 2 spliceosome; intracellular anatomical structure
Molecular function (GO): ATP binding; RNA binding
Source: RefSeq, a predicted model, not a curated record